AUGGUGUCCGAGAAGACUGUCUCUGCCUGUCAACGGGACCUUACCCCGCCGAAUAGCCCCAAUGGUGACUUUACUCAACCUCGAGCGAAGGACCUGAAGAAGCUUCUUGAGAAGGUACUUUCCAAAUUCGAAGAUCCUCCGAACAGCCCCGUCUACCAGGAAAACUAUCAACUAGGACCAGAUGCGUUUGAAUUGCAGAUAUUGCUAGCGCAGUUCAUCCGCGGUAAACAAUCACCUACGGUGGCCGGACAUACCCAGUCUUGUUCUGACAACAGUGGACAAGGGUCUGCCACUCCGCUGAUAGGCGAAGUGGACCUCAGUCCCCCGAUAUGUACCACGCCGACUGAUUUCAAGUCGUUCGAGAAGUGGGCAUCAAAAUCCCAAUUCAAAACAGUUUUGGAAACCUGGGACAAAGAAGCCUGUAAAUACAAGAUCGCCGAAUCGGUGGAUACCAGCGGUGGUCUGGAUGACUAUGCUGAAUGCGCAUUCGUUGUUCGUGAACGCGUGGACCGGAACUCCGAGGAGGUGAUGCCGUACGUAGACAUCAAAUCGGAAGGCCUGCGUGCCGCACUUCGUGAGGUGCUGCACGAGAUCAAAGCUAUGAACCUGAUGGAGGACAAGCCAUCGAUCGAGCAAAACAUCCUUUUCCAUUUCCUUCCUGAGCUUGAAAGAUAUGCGGAUCUCAUGGAAAAUGGUCCGGACCAUGGAUCGGCACAUGCGCAGCAUCUCCGCUUGCUCAUCGACCACCUCAAGCACACAUAUGUUCCUAUCAUGCAGCGUCUCAGGUCAAUGUUGCAACACGGUCAUAUUACGUAUGACCUUCUUUGGGCACUUUUCAAGCCUGGCUGCCACAUUUACACCACAUGUAUCGGCACAAAAGAGCCACGCUGCGUCGUCUUCGACGCAGGAGAAGAGCUAACACAACAUGAUGAGACAUGGUUCAAUCUCGAAUGCCGAUUCCUUGAUUACGACGGAGUCAAGUUCGGCGAGGCCGGAAUCUUUCUGCGGGUGCCAAAGUUUCGAGGGUCAAAGCCGAUCGCUACACUUAAAGCUUACCCUCUCCGCCACCAUCCGAGUCAUGAGCAGGUCCGAAAAGACCUAGUCGAGAGAGGCCAGAGGUUUCGGGAUUUUGCUGGCUCACACACUCAGCACUAUAAUGGCAGCGCAUUCUUUAUAAGCAAGGGCAAGGCUAUCAAAGUCAACAUCAACAGUCGAGUCGCAGUGGACGCUAGAUUUUUCCAUGAAAUGCAGCCAAAUUACUCCCGGCCAUCUCUGCGCGACAUGGUAUUGAAGGAGAAGGAUGGUAUUACCUUCUUUGAUAUAGGUGUAGUGUUUAUGGAGGAACGCGAGCAAGAGAAGGAGAAAAUACGAGGAGACGUGGAGUGCGCAGUUAGUGCUCUUAGGGAUGUGAACUGGUCCCCUGAAUCAUUCGACUACCUUGGUCCUCCCGGCGUUGGCAAGACGUUUACAGUUGAGGCAAUAUCGGAAUAUUUUAAGCUAUCUCUUUACUCAAUAUCUGCAGGCGAACUCGUUGUCGACUACGGAGAUUCUAAUGCGCUUGAACAACAACUUGGAACAAUUUUCAAGAUCGCCCAUCACUUUAAAGCUGUGCUCCUCUUGGACGAGGCGGAUGCAUUUAUGGAGCAGCGCACAUCUUACCAUAAUACUCAUAAUCGACUGGUGACUGUUUUCCUCUGA
Molecule: messenger RNA, 1698 nt
Organism: Penicillium malachiteum
Lineage: Eukaryota; Fungi; Ascomycota; Eurotiomycetes; Eurotiales; Aspergillaceae
Product: ATPase AAA-type core
Exons: 7
Coding region: 1-1698 (565 amino acids)
Molecular function (GO): ATP hydrolysis activity; ATP binding
Source: RefSeq, a predicted model, not a curated record